UUACCUUCUUUAUCAGUGAAGUGAGCAGUAGAAAACCGGAGAGAGGCACCCUCGAGCUCCCCAGGAAGCCCAGCGUCGACUCACUCUUGAUAGGGCUUGUCACCUAUUGUUAGGCGCUCGGUCAUGACCUCAACUUUGCUCCAUAAAAAAAGAAAUUUCUUUUAACCAUAAUAGACGAGGUAUUCGAAAACGGCGCGGUGAUGUGACAAGGGCUACCGAGUCGGAGGAGGAGGAGUGCGGGGCACCAGGGACGUCGAGAGGGGUUACGGCCAGGUUUUAGCCGUGUCGAGGCACCGAGUCGUGGAGGAAACCCCGAGGAUCACGGCCUCUUGCCCGGAUGACACCGGCGGCCACCGGCCACACUGCACCUCACAGCUAGCGUCCGCUAGGCUAACCAAUGUCUUCCAAGGACUGGAAGUAAACGUAGCAAAUGGCUUGUCGGGUUUAUUCAUUGCAACGAGCGUGUGGGACUUGUUAGUGGGGUUUUUUUUCGCCACCGGAUGGACGCCGCUGUGCUUCUCUGCUUCGGGCCGUGAUUGACAGUUAAGAGCUAAAGGCUCCCCCAGGAACGAUGGAAGGACUUCAUAGUCAGGCUCUAAGCUUGGACCCUCGCAGGCAAGAGCUGCUCGAAGCUCGCUUCACCGGAGUGGGUGUGGCCAAGAUCAACAGUGAAUCAUCCAGUCAGUCUCUUUGCAGCGUUGGGUCCCUCAGCGACAAGGAAAUGGAGACAUUGGAGAAGAAGGCCGAACACAGGAGCAGGAAAAGAAAGGGAGAAGUUUGUGACACGAGUAACCUCGCAAAGGGACGAGGCGUACACAAGACGAGUGAUUACUUUGAGUUUGCCGGCAGUAGCGGUUCUGGCACCAGUCCGGCCCGCGGCAUCCCAGUGCUGGUGCGCUGUUGCUCUUCCCAGCACUCGCUUUCUAAUCCCUCGUUCCAGCAGAGCAGUCCUUCAUCGGCAGGCUCCGCCCACACCGACUCGUCAUCAUGCAGCUCUGUCAAGAUGGCGCCCGCACACUCGUGCUCCCACAAAAUCACCCAGUCUGAGCUGACACUGCUAAAGCUGACGGCGCUGGAGAGGAGCAAGAACUCUGACCUGGAGAAGAAAGAGGGAAGGAUUGAUGACCUGCUGAGGGCUAACUGCGACCUGCGGCGCCAGGUAGAAGAGCAGCAGAAGAUGCUGGAGCGCUUUAAAGAGCGACUCAACAAGUGCGUCACCAUGAGCAAGAAGCUUCUUAUUGAAAAGUCAAAACAUGAGAAAAGAACUUGCCGCGACAAAAGCAUGCAGGAUCGUCUACGUCUGGGCCACUUUACCACAGUUCGCCAUGGCGCCUCCUUUACCGAGCAAUGGGCUGACGGAGUCGCCUUCCAGAACCUCAUCAAGCAACAGGAGCGCAUCAACUCACAGCGCGAGGACAUUGAGAGGCAAAGGAAGCUGCUGGGGAAAAGGAAACCGCCACCUGUGGCUCAGAUGCAGCCGCCCAGCACGGAGCACAACAAGCGAAAGAGCAGGAGCAACGGGCAGGAAAAUGAAGCACUGUCACUUGCUGAGUAUCACGAGCAAGAGGAAAUAUUCAAACUCCGCAUUGGUCAUCUGAAAAAGGAAGAAGCAGAGAUCCAGACAGAGCUGGAGCGUCUGGAGCGAGUCCGGAACCUGCACAUCCGGGAGCUGAAAAGAAUCCACAACGAGGACAAUUCGCAAUUCAAAGACCACCCGACACUAAACGACAGAUAUUUGCUGUUACAUCUGCUUGGAAGAGGGGGCUUCAGUGAAGUUUACAAGGCCUUAGAUUUAACAGAGCAAAGGUAUGUUGCUGUUAAAAUCCAUCAGCUCAACAAGAACUGGCGUGAAGAGAAGAAGCAAAACUACCAUAAGCACGCCUGUCGAGAGUACAGAAUCCACAAAGAACUGGAUCACCCUCGAAUAGUCAAACUGUACGACUACUUCUCGCUAGACACCGACUCGUUCUGUACAGUGCUGGAGUACUGCGAAGGCAAUGACCUGGACUUCUACUUGAAGCAAAAUAAGCUAAUGACAGAGAAGGAGGGCCGCUCUGUCGUCAUGCAGAUCGUCAACGCGCUCAAGUACCUCAAUCAAAUCCGGCCACCCAUCAUCCACUACGACCUCAAGCCAGGAAACAUCCUGUUGGUGAAUGGCACCGCUUGCGGCGAAAUUAAAAUCACCGAUUUCGGCCUGUCCAAGAUCAUGGACGAUGACAGCUACAGUUCGGUGGACGGCAUGGAGCUGACCUCGCAGGGGGCGGGAACCUACUGGUACCUUCCUCCGGAGUGUUUCGUGGUCGGCAAGGAGCCUCCGAAAAUAUCCAACAAAGUCGACGUUUGGUCACUUGGGGUCAUCUUCUAUCAGAGUUUAUAUGGACGAAAGCCAUUUGGUCACAACCAAUCCCAGCAGGACAUCCUCCAAGAGAACACCAUACUCAAAGCUACCGAGGUGCAGUUCCCUCCAAAACCUGUUGUCACCCCAGAAGCAAAGACAUUCAUCCGUCGAUGCCUGGCUUACCACAAGGAGGACCGCGUUGAUGUGCUCCAGUUGUCACGGGAACCCUACCUAAUGCCCGCCAUCAGAAAGACCCUUGCCGGCGGAGGCGGCAGUGCUGGGGCGCCACCCGUCACUCCUCCUCUCCCUUCCACCUCCAGCUGCUACGGGAACAGCGCCUCCAACUGAAGUCCCUUGUUUCUAACGUAGGGUGUCGUCGUCCUAGAUGACGGUCGCGCGUAUGCAUGCACGAAUGCUACGACUCAUUUUAACGGGUGUUUUAAAGCAACGUUUCCCAACCUUUUAAAUUGUGCCUGUCACUAUACGCCACUGGCACAGAUAGAUGAAUAAAGAUGUAUUAUUUGUAGACAAUAAGUGAAAUUAGAUCAUUUUGCAGGGUUGGAACGUACUGCUAUAAAUCAGUCACAAAUUUGCACAAGCGACACGCAUCUGUUCUGUGGAAGUUUUAUUGGAAUUAUGGCUUGAAAUAUAUUUUCAGCAGGCAUCGCAAGUAUUAACUCUCCCUCCAUAGACCUUUAUUGGAAGGGCUCCCACUGCAGUGACUGAAGACCAAAGCAUAGAAAGGGGGGAGGCGUGAUUAUCUUCUAUAUUAAACUGGAAGCUGUCAGCUGUUUAAUUGAAUAUGAAAUAUCCCGCUAACCAACUGGGAGUGAAUGAUCAUGUUUCGAUGCCAUUGACGUCAAUCGCCGUCAACAGCAGUAAAUGGGUUGAGACGCGGGGGAUUUAUGAGUGAAUGAGUGUUGUGAAGACAAAAAAAUCCAUGGAAGUAAUUAUAGUAUGUAUGUAACCAAUAAAAGAAAUAUUUGGUU
Molecule: messenger RNA, 3327 nt
Organism: Corythoichthys intestinalis (scribbled pipefish)
Lineage: Eukaryota; Metazoa; Chordata; Actinopteri; Syngnathiformes; Syngnathidae
Product: serine/threonine-protein kinase tousled-like 2
Exons: 21
Coding region: 572-2686 (704 amino acids)
Biological process (GO): peptidyl-serine phosphorylation; chromosome segregation; intracellular signal transduction
Cellular component (GO): perinuclear region of cytoplasm; nucleus
Molecular function (GO): ATP binding; protein serine/threonine kinase activity
Source: RefSeq, a predicted model, not a curated record